GUCGUACCCCCGGCCGUAUGCGAGUAAAAAAAAAAUCAGAGGUCGGCGACUUUUUGUCCCGAUGCCCCUCGACAUUUUGUCAAGAAUUCCACUCCAUUUUUCCACUGAUCGGGUAAAAAAUGUGGGUGAGACCAGAGGAGGUGUUAUUAGCAAACGCUCUGUGGAUCACAGAGCGUGCCAACCCUUACUUCGUCCUUCAGCGCCGUAAGGGUCACGGUGGGGGCGGCCUGGCAUCGUUGUUCAUCGGCACGCUGGACUCGGUGCUGGACUCCAAGGCGUUGCCGUACCGCAUCUUGCAUCAGACCCCCAGCUCAGAAGUCAGUUACACUGUUGCCACCGCCGUCCACAAGAGGGAUAUCUUUGUGCACUGGGAAUGGUUGGAGCAGAAUCUGAUUGAAACUCUAGGGACUUUUGAUGCUGAAGAGGAUAUCACAGAAUUUGUCAAGUGUAAAAUUGAGAGCCUGGUUGCAGUGGUUGAAACAGCAGAUGAGGGUCCAAAAGAAGUUGAUGAGGAGAGCAAAGCAUUCAAGUCGGCAUGUGAAAAGUGGCACCGUCUGUUCAAAGUGUCGGAGGACGAGAAGCUCGUCAACUACUAUUCCUGCAGCUAUUGGAAGGGUAAGGUCCCCCGGCAGGGCUGGAUGUACCUCAGUGUCAACUAUCUCUACUUCUACUCAUUUCUGAUGGGCACGGAGGCUAGGUUGUCUAUACGAUGGACGGAUGUCACGCAUCUGGAGAAGAAAAACGCGGUCAUCUUUCCAGAGAGCAUCAAACUUUCCACCAGGGACCAGGAGUACUACUUCUCCAUGUUCGUCAAUCCCAUUGAGACCUUCAGUCUGAUGGAGCAACUGGCCAACCUGGCCAUGAGGCAGCUGCUGUCGGAGGAAGGCUUCGAGCAGGAUAAGGAUCUCCCGCCCAGAACCAGAAUCAGUAAAAAGAAGAAGAAAGUCUCGUCUCUGAAGAGAGAUCUGGAUGCCAGACUCCGGAGUGAAGCUUACAGGCAAGUAUUUCGUCUUCCAAUCUCCGAGAAGUUAGACGGCCACGUCCCCUGCACCCUCUGGACCCCGUACAACAAGACCCAUGUCAACGGAAUCCUCUAUCUGUCACGAAACUACAUGUGCUUUGGUAGCCGGCUGAAGAAUCUUGUCCACGUUGUGAUCCCGAUGCGCGACGUCACGGUCAUCGAGAAAGUGGAAAACUCAUCCGUGAUUCAAAACGGCUUGCAUGUUUCAACCAGAUCCAAGAUGACAAUCCUGUUUGCGUCUCUGAAAGACAGAGAUUUUCUGGUCCACCACAUUGCGGAUUUCCUCUCCAAAACCACGGAAAACACAAGGCAUAGAAGCGACAGCAUAUCCAUGAGUUCCAGCAGCAGCAACAGCCUGAUUGAGAUGCCGGCCAAUCACAGACCCCUGGCACAAAUCAGCAGCAGCUUAGGGAGCCUCGGCAGCACCAGCAGCAAUGCCAGUAUCAAAUCAGACCACAUGUCCUACUACAACACAGUUCUAAGCGAUGAUCUAGUUUUUACUAACAAGGAAGGUGGUGAUUCGUCGGGCAGCAUCGCCGUUCAACUCCAGCCGGCUCUGAUCACAGUCUUUAAUCGGCGAGGUUCGGACGAGGUGUCCGUCAAGGAAUCCGUCAAGAAGCACCUGUGGGACAUCCACUUCAAGGAGUUUGGAAGAGGUGUGUGCAUGUACCGCACUGUGGAUACCCAGGAAUUGAUCAUGAAGGGAAUUCCGGAGAGUCUACGCGGGGAAAUAUGGCUUCUCUACUCUGGAGCCGUUAACGAGAUGGCCACCCAAGCCGGUUACUACCAAUCGCUAGUGGAGCAGAGCCUCGGCAAGGACAGCAUCGCGACUGACGAAAUCGAGAGAGAUCUCCAUCGAUCCCUUCCGGAGCAUCCGGCAUUCCAGUCAGAGCUGGGCAUCGCCGCCCUGCGACGGGUCCUGACAGCCUACGCCUACAGGAACCCCACGAUAGGUUACUGCCAAGCCAUGAACAUUGUGACCUCCGUGCUCCUGCUUUAUGCAAAUGAGGAAGAGGCUUUCUGGUUGCUGGUUGCGAUCUGCGAAAGACUGCUGCCGGACUACUACAACACGCGGGUUGUUGGCGCCCUCAUUGACCAAGGGGUAUUUGAGGCUUUGACUAAGGAGUAUCUGCCGGAUCUCUACGUCAAGAUGGAGAAGCUUGGAAUUCUCAGCAUGAUCUCGUUGUCAUGGUUUCUGACCAUCUUCAUCAGUGUCAUGCCAUUUGAGAGUGCCGUCAACAUCAUGGACUGUUUCUUCUACGACGGGGCCCGCGUCAUUUUCCAGAUUGCACUGGCCGUGCUGGACGCCAACUACGACGCGCUUCUGCAAUGCGAGGAUGACGGCACGGCCAUGACGGUCCUGAGCACGUACUUGGAGAGCGUCCAGAACAAAGACGCGACGGGGCCCACCAUGCCUCACAUGUCUACGCUCGCAGCUAUGACUAUGGAACGAAAGCCCGAUGUUGACGUGUCGGAUCUCAUCCACAACGCCUACGCCAAAUACGGCUACAUCCGCACGGACCAGAUUAAGAAGAUGCGUCUAAACCAGCGACUGCGCGUGGUGCAGGGCCUGGAGGACACGGCCCGCCGAACGAUCGUACGCAGUCUCGCCGGAGAGGUGCCGUUCAACUCGCAAGAGCUGGAAGAACUCUACACGAUAUUCAAGGAGGAGUAUCUUUCCAGCAACAUGUUGUCGGGAGCGCCAGUCCUGGACCAAACCCAGCAUUUCCUAGCCACCUUCAAGAUCGACGUGGAGAAGUAUCGCACCCUGUUCCUGACCUUCUCCCCCUGGGCGCGCGGCACCCAAGCUGACCUCUUAGUUCUCAGGGCAUUUAGGCUCCUGGACGAAGACCGGGACAACCUGAUCAACUUCCGUGAUUUUGCCUGGGGUCUUGGCAUCAUGUGCCGGGGCGAGCUUCCCGAACGGCUCCGGCUGCUCUACCUGCUGCAUCUACCCCCGGCACUGCUUCCGGAAGACAUGGAGAGCAUCGCUGGAGACUCUCAGACGGAUGAAGCAAGUACCGUCGGCCAACCAUCGCCUGACGAGGACCAGGGCGAGACAGACUCGGCAUGUGAUGCGGCGGAGUAUUUUGAGGACACGAUGAAGACGCCCACCGUGGAACAGGCUCCAGAGGGACAUCCGCUCAGCCAGUCCACCGAUGAGGGCCAAGACAAGACGGAGCAAACCCCCAAGCACACCCCAGGUCAGACGCCCUCGGACUCCCCCAAGAAGACCCUACUGGAAGAGGAAGAUGUAGAGGGGGUGGGGGAAGACGUGGAGGGGGAAGAUAGGGAGGGGGAAGACGGGGAGGGGAGGGGGGACGUCUUUGAUCCAACAGGUGACGAGCUUCAGACGGUUUUGUUAGAAGGAGAACAAGCAGCAGCUGUAAAGGAAGAAGAGGAUGACAUGGAAUCGCAGAGGGAAGGAUAUCGCUACUACAUCAGGAAAUGGGAGCGGGAAAAGGAAGAAGCAGAACGGAGGAAAGGUUUCAAGCACGUCCCACGCAUCAACCAGGACCAGUUUAUUCAGCUGUUGAAGACGAUGUACGACAUGUUUGUCGACCACCCCAGGGAGCAGGAACUCUACCGAGCCAUCGCCACGGUCGGCUCCUUGCUCUUCGAGCUGGGGGAGGUCGGCAAGAAGUUCAAGAAGGGAACGCCGACGGGAUCCGAGCUGACCGAAAGCUUCGACGGAGGUGAGAGCUCGGAGGUCACCGCCAGUGGAUCCGAAAUUCCCGAAAGGUCAUCAGGAGCAGAGACGGUUCCUGGGUUGAUCGGGUUGAGAGGGGCUGAGGCUUCCAGCCUUGAUUCCGAUGAUGUUGGUGAGGAUAAAAAAACCGAAGCGAAAGAUCUAAACUUGUCUCCAAGCUCCGGGACUGACUGGAAAGCAGGCGGAGACUCGCUUGAAAUGGAAUUAGCCGACGCCAUGGCCGAUAUCCACGUCAGCCCCGACGUGGUCGCGGAAGGUGUCGAUCAACCAAAAGACACGCUUCUAUCCAGAUCAGGGGACGCCGCCCACCAACUAAACACGGGUGCCGGGGAGUCGCCGAGUCGUGCAAAGGCGAGCCCCAGCAGACCCAAGACUCUGCCGGUCGCGGGAAACGGUGGCAGAAGCGAGCCCGCCUGGGAGAUCACGUUCGAGCAGUUCCUGGCUUCCAUGCUGACCGAGUCGGCCAUCGUGGAGUUCUUCGAGGAGCGGCCAGACGUUCUUCGGUUGGUGGAGGGUUUCCGGCAGGGCCGGUCGCUGCAGAGACAAAUGAGCGAUGUCAGCAUGUCAUUGUAAUGAUGUGAAUUCCUACAGUUACAACGUAGGUUUUAUUUGACUAUUUAAUACUUCAUGCAAGUGUACAUUUAUAAAUGUAAAGAAAAAAACGCAACUGCAGAAUGUGACGUUUGGGGAAGCAAGAUGGCGGAAUCUUUGCUUCAAGGCGCGUUAUCCAAGUAGCACAUAGCAGCCAGUCCAUAGAGGUCAGUCAACAUGCCACAUAGUGUCAACUCUGGUUACUGCAUGUAACAAAGUGAAGCUUUCUGUCUGCAACUUAAUGGCAACUUUAAUCCCGGACACAUUUUUAGCGAUCCCGCCUUACCGAACUCAGUACCCCUAAAUGUUGUAUACCAUUGGAAAGCUCUUGUUCAGCAGAAUCUAGAUAUAUAAAUACCUCAGUUCUUAAAAAGUCCGGCCUAAUCGCUCAUUUUGUUGUGACGGGUCACAUAUAUGGACCUGGGGCCGAUUUCACGAAACUCGUCUUGUCUUACAACUCACGUAAGGACUUGAUACGAGCCCCCGCUCUUACAUGUAGAUCGAUCCUAGCUACUAAGACUGAUUUCACUAAACCCAUCUUAAGCAAGACGCAUCAAAAUUACCAAUGAAAUUACCAAUUUGAUGUCUGUUUUGUGUCUGUUUUAGCGCUUCACGAAACGGUCGAUGAAAAGAAACAUGCAAAACCAAUUUCCCGCUCCUGGACAUAGAAUGCAAACUUCCCCUGAAAACAUUUACCUGCUCAUUAAAUUUCAUAUGCAAAGUACACCUACACAAGAUUCAAUAGAGUCAUUAAAACCCUUAUGACUAGAUGACGUGCUCUCCGGUUCAAAACUCUAUUUCGAGAACCCAAAGUAUUUUAUUUUUAUUAAAAAGUCAACUAGGUGUUGGCAUAUAAUUAAAUUGUGUCAAUAAGGUUAUUUUAAUCAAAACUGCACACGUGGCAAAAUCUUUUCAAAUCUGUUUCUACAGCGGUUUUCCACAAAACUAUCACUCUAGGCCAACACUCGAUCGUCUUUUUUGAAAAUAUGGUGCAGUGAUUUCCAAAACAAUACUUAAAUUAAUGCAAGUUGAAACGUUGAGACCAAAGACAAGUUGUUUUAGCGCAAGUUGAUAAUAAGCAGGACAAGUUCUUUUCAGAACUAAAUAUCUUCUAAGCAGUAGUUAUUACCACAUGGUGUUACCGCAAACCGAAACGAUACCGAUACUCCACCAUGCAAAGCCUAAACUCUUAUAAUAAGACAUGUUGAAUGCAUCUGAAGUUUGGUAAAAUCGCGAGUUAAUAAGACACGUUAGUCUUCCUUAGACACGUCGCGGCGUUUUGUGAAAUCGGCCGCUUGUUUCUGUAAUUGCUAAUCAUUUCUUAAAUCAGUUGUAAUUAUGUGUGUGCUAGUUCGCACCUUGGCCAGUUAGAGGAUGCUUGUUUGAUAGUUAAUUGAGCCAAAUCUCUGUGUGUGAAACUAACAAGCAUCUAGCAGUUUUCGACACUCAGUCUGGGCCAAAUUUCACGCAGCUGCCAAAGCCGAAAAUCUCGCUUAGCAAAAAGCCACAGAGUACCAGUCACAAGCCAUAAACACUGAUGACAGUUUGGCUGGUAACCCAUUUUUGCUGUUAAGCAAAUAUUUCUGUGGUUGUUGGCAGCUCCGUGGAACCGGCAAAAUGUAAGAAUUGAAAAAUGUUUAAAUUAUUUGCUAAAUAUUUACAGAAUUAAAUGCAAAGUCACAUCCUUAAUUUUGUUCAGGGGAAUUGCCACAUGCGGAUGAGCACUCUAAUUUAGUACAUACCUAGUUCCAAUUAACUUGGAGAAAAUAACUUGCAAAAUUUAAUCUGCACAAAAAAUGCACAAUUGACAAAGUUGCGAUCUUGCCUUUUUAAAAAUUCUCGUAGGUUAUGUUAGCUUUGUAUGAAAAGCUAAGACCCUUGUUUUUUAGGAUAGAAAACGCUGGCAGAAAUGAUGAUUAAGAAAAAAAUAUAUUCCAAAAUGAACAAAACAAUGUGUACAAAUCUUUUGUCAGAGACUUUUAAAAACUAGAAACAAUGAUUACAUAAAAAUAUAUUAACAAAAUCUCAAUUUGUAUAAAAUGUAUCAAAACAGUCCAAAUUUGUUUAAAAUGAGUAGAAAUCAAUUUUGCAUAUAGAGAUCGCAGUUUUAGAGAUUUCAAGAUGAAGUUGCAGGACCCAAUUUUCAGGCAAAAUUACAUCCAAUGACAUCCGUGGCGGUUUGUAAUUGAUCAGAUUAUGACACAAAGUGCAAUGUAGAUGUA
Messenger RNA from Patiria miniata (bat star), 6544 nucleotides. RefSeq names its product TBC1 domain family member 9-like. The record is from RefSeq and is a predicted model, not a curated record. Gene Ontology annotation, molecular function: calcium ion binding. The coding region runs from base 120 to 4304 and encodes 1394 amino acids. The transcript is spliced from 26 exons. Lineage: Eukaryota; Metazoa; Echinodermata; Asteroidea; Valvatida; Asterinidae.